This is a messenger RNA of Brassica napus (rape), 2436 nucleotides long. RefSeq lists its product as uncharacterized. Lineage: Eukaryota; Viridiplantae; Streptophyta; Magnoliopsida; Brassicales; Brassicaceae. Gene Ontology annotation, molecular function: ubiquitin binding. Bases 197 to 1666 code for a protein of 489 amino acids. Gene Ontology annotation, cellular component: endoplasmic reticulum. The transcript has 6 exons. The record is from RefSeq and is a predicted model, not a curated record.
UCGGUUAUAUUCGUUGGAAGUUCAGUACCGUCUCUUCUUGGCGCCUGUUUUUACUUACCAUUUUACCCCUCGCGUUUUGUGGAUGUAACUACGUGGUUCGACGCCGUUUUAGACUGCCACUAUAAAAACGCCGCUGUUUUCAGCAAGAUAAUUUGUAUCCCGCCUCUUCUCUUGGUGACGAAGACGACGACGAACGAUGGCUGAUCCGUUGAAACUAAUCUGCGACGAACUAGGAGUCUGCAAAGAAGAAGCGCUAUUCUACCUUGAAGGAUUCCGGUGGGAUCUGAACGCAGCGAUGGAGGCUUGCCGCACCAAAACCUUGCCGUCGCCGGCUCAACCUCCGUCUGAGAACCAGAGAACCGCGGCGGAGGAACAAAGGAGAAACGAGAAGAUCGCGAGAUUCAUAGAACUUUCUCAUGGAUCGUCGUCUGUGGCGGACGCAACAAAGUACCUCAGCGACAACAAUUGGAGCCUAGAGCACGCCGCCCGCGCUUUCUGUGAACACCGCUUUGAUAAACCUGAGAAGAAGUCACAGCCGGUGCCGUUAUCUCACGACGGUGAUACUGAGCCGUGGUAUCUGCACGGGUUCUCAGGGAAUGAAGGAUCGGCCGAUACGAUGGAUGACGUCUGGAGUAAAGUGCCGCCGUUUCGUCAUACCUCGACGAAUGUCAGAAUCGGGAGCCCUCCUCCUUCUGCUAGUACGCCGCCGCUUGAACUGAAACCGGAAAGUAUAAAACAAUUCCGAGAUCUUCUUCCUGAAGCUCCUUCACAAGCCGUAAUCGAUUGUCUCAACCACUGCAAGGGGAAUGUAAAAAACGCCAUCAGCUAUUUCAAUGAUGGUUACAGCAAAUCUCGUUCCGGAAUUGCGACGGCUCAAGUGGUUAAAAAAUUUAGUGGUAUGGCUGUUGACCAAGAUUCAAGCACAGAGUCACCUCUAGUGGAGGAAAGUUCAAGUCCGACACAAACUAGGGAGCUGCUGAAUUCGCUGAAGCAAGAUGAACUCAUUGAUAUAUUCGUCGAUGCGGCUGAUGGAGUAGUUACUCGAGACAUUGCAACCAUUUACCUUAAAGCCAGCAAUUGGAAUAUAGAACAAGCCUUCUCCUGUCUCGUGGAAGAGGAUAAAACAACGCCGGUUCAGGAGGAUUCACAAGAAGUUGAAACCGGGAGCUCUUCUAGAGAUCUGCCUCUUCCAUCGAUGGGAUCAUUACCUUCACAGUCACAGUUUGAGUCUUCAUAUGUUUCAAGUGGCCCCACGGAGACACAAAAGUCACUUGAAGAAGCUGGUGAAGGAGACGUCACAGUGGCUGUACCUGGCAUGGCGUCAUCUCAAGUGAAUGAUAAGGCUGUAGAGGAAGGUUCAAGCGCGGAGACAGUCCCUGAUCCUUUUGCUAACCGAGACAGGACAACUGUGGAGACUCAAGCUGCGCCAAGUACUAUUAUGAUAACUAUCAGAUUGGCAGAUGGGAUUGGGACAACGCUGGAGCUUCCUUUUAGAUCAAACCAAACCAUAAGUGACAUCCGCAAUGCUAUUGACCAGCGAUAUCCAGAUAACGACAGGGGCUACAAUUUGCAAUCGAUGGAUGGAGUAGACUACAUGGAUUGGAAUGUAACUGUAUACAGAGUUACUAGGCAUGAUUCUAGAACUCUCAUGCAGAUCUACCCCUAGCCUUUGUUUUGGUAACAGUUUUGAGAGAGAGUGAGAUAGAAAGAGGAUUCAUAUAGACAUUGAAAAGGAUUCUCGCUUUGUAUAGGAAAAAAAAAUAUAACAGAGAAGCUUCAUACUUGUUUUGAGAUGGGAACUGAUAAGAGGAGAGUUCUUAUUAUAGUUUUGAUUCUGUAUAGUUUGAAACAAAAUGAAAACACAGCAGCUUCUUACUUUUGCUUUUCCUCAUUCUUGUUUGCAACACGUGAAUAUUCGUUAUCCUGCUGGAAAUUACAACCUUAAACUAAAACCAUAAACAAGAUUACCUUUUUUUUUCUUUUUGGUAAAAAAAAAACAAAAUUACCUUCAUAAAGCAUCCCAAUCCAACAAGUAGCAUUAUCAAUCACCACAACAACAUGGCAUGAGAGCCAGAGAGUGUGUGUUUUUAAUCUAUUUUGGCAAUUUUCCCAAUAAAAUGUGUAAUAUAUAUUAAGUAUUAAAUAUUAGUACAUAGUAGUACUAGAGCAACAAUAUCGGCCAGUUUCUUAAGGUUCAAAAAAUGAAGUAAUAAUAGUAAAAUCAAAUGAUUAAGUUUUAAUUUAAAUAAAAUAAUCAAGUUAUACAUGUGGAACAAAAUGUGUUUGAAACAUGACAUCUGAAACUAAAAGUUGAUAACGGGUUCUUAGACCACCUCCAUUGGUUAGAACCCUUAAUGGGUUCUUGAAAUUAAUUUAAUUAUUAAUUGUGUGUUUUAAAUAGUUUAGAACCUUUAAUAUUGUAAUUAGUUUUGAGAA